UGUUCUGUAAACGUAAUGUUAGGUAUUGUGAAUUUUGUAUGUAUUCCACAGAGAAAAUCCAAGAUUUCUUCAAGUCGCCGGUUAGGGUUAAAGAUAAAGAUGUUAACUACAGCACAGGAGAUGCUGAUGGUUGAAAAAGAGGAUAAGAAGAAAGAGAGAGAUACUAUCCUCAGUGAGAGGGUUCCUCCACUGAAGCUCUCAGGCUUGUCAGUGCAGGAGCUCCAGGACCUUUGCAAAGAUUUGCAUCACAAGAUCGAUGUUGUUGAUGAGGAGCGGUAUGACAUUGGAGUAAAGGUGGCAAAAAAUGAUAAGGAGAUACAGGAAAUGAGCCAGAAGAUCUUUGAGCUGAGGAGUAAGCUGAAGAGGCCUGCACUGAAGAGAGUGAAGAUCUCAGCAGAGGCCAUGCUGAGUGUCCUUCUGGGCUCCAAGCACAAGGAGUCCAUUGACUUUAAGGCCAAUCUGAAGACAGUGAAGAAAGAGGAAGAGAAGAAAGAGGAAGUGACUGACUGGCGUAAGAACGUGGAGGCCAUGUCUGGCAUGGAGGGCAGGAAGAAGCUGUUUGAUGCUGGUGGUCAAUAGAUGUUUGCUGGGGAACUCUGCAUCUAUACCUAACAACAGGACAAAGGGAUGCAAACAGAAUGCUGGAAGUCUUCUAUGUGAAAAUGAAACAUUUAAACAGACUGGACUGUUACUUUUAUUGUGAUGUGAAAGAUUAUUCCUUUUUUUCAAUACUUAAUAUUUUAUAAGGCAAGAGAGUGCUAAUAUAUAAAUAUACCUUGACAUUUGUAACAGCAGUUUAACAAAUUAUAGCAAAUGCAGAUAUUGUGUGUUGUGUGAGUUUUAUGAACUUUUUGAGUCUGCUUCUCAACUGAGGAUUAGGACUAGUGCUGAACACUACAGAGUUUUGAAUGGAGAGACUAUUUUAGAAUAAGAUUUUUUUUUUAUUUUGUUGAGAAAAUGACAAUAAAUGCAAUUAAAAUAUGAAUUUAAAA
This is a messenger RNA of Astyanax mexicanus (Mexican tetra), 992 nucleotides long. Its product is annotated as troponin I, slow skeletal muscle. Lineage: Eukaryota; Metazoa; Chordata; Actinopteri; Characiformes; Acestrorhamphidae. The record is from RefSeq and is a predicted model, not a curated record. Bases 16 to 579 code for a protein of 187 amino acids. The transcript is spliced from 6 exons. Gene Ontology annotation, biological process: muscle contraction. Gene Ontology annotation, cellular component: troponin complex.